UCCAAUUUGGCGGAAGCCGCGGAACCACCGAGAGCGCAGAGCGAAGUCUAAGCUUUGACUUCCCUUCGAUAAGUUCGAGCUCGCGAUCGCACGCCACCUCUCGGGUCCACCAAUCAUCUUCUUCUCCGCAAUGCCUCGUCCUCUGACGCCCCUCCUUCUCCUCGCCCUCACGUUCGUCGUCGCGCGAGUCAGCUCGCACGAGGAGCCGGGCGAGUGGAGGUGCGAGUCCGACUCGGCGGAGAUCCGGCUACUGGCCGAGUUCCGGCCCGGGAUCGUCGCUCUCGACGGCCGCCCCGACGAUUGGGACGCGGUCGACGGGUCCGAGUUCGCGCUCCUCCCCGCUCUCGAUCCCGACGCCGACAAGGAGUACAAUGGCGGGAAAAUGACCGUUAAGGCUCUUCACGACGGCAAAGACGUGUUCUUCUUGUUGCAAGUGGAUGGCGACUAUGUGUACUCUCCUGGCAACAGUAACAAAUGCCCCUCAGUUGCUCUCAUGUUCCAAAUUGGUCGAAGUGCUACCUAUCACGAUAUGGGUGGGUGUAAGGAAGGCACUGGUACUUGCACCAGCAAGACAUGUAAAGACCAUGAAGUUGAUAUAAUGCACUUUUCAAUCGGAAAUGCCAUACCGGGAAGGCUCUAUGGUGGAAAUCCUAUUGAUAUUGCCAAAGGAUAUGGUGGUGACAGGUUUGGCCAUUUGGUCGAUCUUUACGCUUGGACCCCGCACUGCAGAUAUCUCGAUGGAACUGGCCCUUCAGGAAAUGACUCCAGUGCGCAGAACAACUGGAGAGGUGCAUGGUGGCACAGCAGCUUGUCUGUACAGUCUGGUUUUGUCCUAGAAGACAGUCCAUAUGGAUCAGAUGGUCAAAAGGGCACAUAUUACUUUGAAUUUUCAAGGCCUUUGAGAACGAUGGAUCGCCUUCAACAGGAUGUCCAGUUCACAAUUGGUGAAUCGAGUAAAAUAUCAGCGGCAUUCUGGUAUCCUGUCGAUGGGACUCCAUGGCAUGGAUCGGGGCACUUCACCAUCAGUUGUGACUGGUUGUCUUUGGAUAUUACUUCGGGUGGGUCGACGCUCACGAAGUCAACAUCGGCAAGUUCCUGGGACGUGGCAAGCAUGUUCUCCUUCCUAUUUUCUGUGAUCGCUUUGUGCCUGUCGAUUUUUGCCAUUUACCGCAUUUCUAGACCUAGAAGUUUCCAGUUUUCUCCCAUGGAAGAAGUAUCUAUGGAAUAAUCAUUUGGUUUUAGUGUUGGCGAUCGCGUUCGAGGGUCGAGGUCAUUAAUCCUUCCACAGAAUCGAACAGCUUUGCUUCCAUACAAAUUUUCGUGUUGACAUUUGAUAUUCAGUUAGUGUUUUCAAUGUUCACAAUACACAAUGUGUCAUGUAUCCGGUCAUCUUGUUGAUAUCAAAGUAUAUUGUAGCUUGGCUUGGUUGAGACUGCGUCUUCAUGUAGUCUUUCAGUAUUACUCUCAAUAUUUAGAAAAAAAAAUUUUUUUUUUUUUGG
Rhodamnia argentea is the source of this 1499-nucleotide messenger RNA. RefSeq lists its product as uncharacterized. The transcript has 8 exons. The coding region runs from base 131 to 1228 and encodes 365 amino acids. The record is from RefSeq and is a predicted model, not a curated record. Gene Ontology annotation, molecular function: heme binding. Lineage: Eukaryota; Viridiplantae; Streptophyta; Magnoliopsida; Myrtales; Myrtaceae.